AUGUGCGAUCCAGCCGUGCUAUCCGUCAAUAUACCUGUUCUUACCUACCUCCUUCCUUUUAUUGUGCAGUACCUCUUCCUCAGUAUAUUUGUUCUAUUGUUUAUCGUUCAGUACCUCGCACCACACAUAGACCUCCCUCGAUCAUACCAAGACUUACUUUAUCCCUAUUAUUUGACUUACAUACGGACUUUUACGCGCUCCUCGCGUACGUACCCUACUCUCAAAUAUCCGAUGGCCGACCGAAAGAGCGUUGGGGAGCUGGAGCGACUUCUUCAAGAGGCUAUUCAGCGCGCCAACAAUCUAGAGAGAGAACGGCAGGAGGAGCGACAACGCGCCGAGGAAAACCAACGACGCGCUGAGGAAAACCAACGACGCGCUGAGGAGCGUGCCGAUGCAUCAGAGGAAAAGAUACGUCCCACGACACUUGAAGAAUACCUUACCGCCUGCCACACCCAUGUCUUUUCCAAGCUCACCAUCGAAACAAAUCCGAAACUGUCCUCUAUGGGCCCCAUCACCAGUCCGCGAAAUAAAUGGUGUCCCGAAAACUUGCAGCCUUGGACAGACUUUAUACAUCAACAAAGGCUCACUUUUGGUGCACUCAACGCCACGUUCCCAAUCGAGAGCCGCGUCUUCGAGAACCGAGUUUUCUUGACCGGCUUAGGUGAUCGAGUCUUCCAGCGGCGGGUAGCGGACGAGAAGGGACUCGAGUACUUUUUCCACAACAGCGUGGAGGAUCCGGUUAGGGUCAUCAUACAAAAACUCCGAGAGGUUGAAGAGGUUAGAGCAGUUUUUGAGAUCGGUGAUGGCGUUGUAUUUGAGAAUCACCCCCAUGCCCUCAGCGACACUGCCGAAGAAGUGGUUGAGAGAGAGACUCCAGCGACGCCGCGGACGCCAGACCAUGGGCUAGAUCUCAACCAGCUGCGGCCAGACCAAAUCUGUGUCACUCGGUCUUACGACGGACCUUCUGUAAAAAGCACCUUGGUAUACGUUUCCGAGUACAAGUCGCCCUGCAAGUUGACCGUCCAGCAUCUUCGUGUUGGUCUUCGCCCUAUGAAUAUUUACAAAGAAGUAGUAAAUCGAAAGACCAUUCCGACAUCUGUGGACCCGGACGCGAAAUUUCGAUGCACUGCAGAGAGGCUGACUGCGUCUGCUAUCACGCAGACAUAUCAUUACAUGAUUGAGAGUGGCCUUGAAUAUGGUAACCUGACUACCGGCGAGGCUACCGUCUUUCUAAAAAUUGACUGGAAGGAGCCUGGAACUCUCCACUACCAUCUAUCAGAGCCCAAAUACGAAGUGUCAGCUCACCCAGAUAAUUUUCACAUCUGCACGGCUGUCGGUCAAUAUCUCGCCUUCACGCUCAUGGCACUUGGUUCACCCGAAGAGCAACGUGAACAUGGGCAGGAGGAGCGAAAAAGAGCAAUGGCUGACUUGAAAACGUGGGCUGAUGAUUUCGAGACAACGGUGCGUACGAUACCAGAAAGCGAACGAUCAGCAUCAUCGGAUCACUCACCCGAUUACCAACCAAUCACCUAUCACGAAUUCGACCGAUCGCCCUACCUCACGCGCCAAAGAAGAUGCCGGGCUGCUGAGCAGCAGACCGACGACAGAUUAAUGAGAAGGGACGAUAGGCGAGAGCCAUCCGAUGACGAAUCAGCUAGGCCGCCGGAUACUCCCACACCAGCGAGCCGGACCACGGGACAAGGAACUCGACGAAGCCAACGGCUGGCACAACGGCCUCGUGGAGAUAAUCAUGGACAAGGCCGCCAGUAUUGUACGCAAAAGUGCCUUCUCGGACUAGUGCGGGGAGAUAUCCUCGAUCUAAAGUGCCCGAACGUGGCUCUUCACUGCAAGGGCACUCCCACGCAUGCACGUCAUCCCGUCAGUCACAAACAAUGGCUCAAGCUUCUGUGGAAACAGCUAGAGCGAUCGUUGGACGAUGGAGUUUCGCGGUUGAAUCAAGAGGGCUCGCGUGGUGUCCUUUUCAAGGUUACACUACUAGCCUACGGCUACACGUUCCUCAGCAAGGGCACAGUACGGGCUUUUAUCAGCGAUCUCACUCAUGAGGCUGCGGUGUAUGACCGUCUGAAACCAAUUCAAGGUUGCGUUGUGCCUGUGUUUCUAGGCGCUAUAGACCUCCGAACCAUGGGCAAGACCUACUACUACUUCCACCGAGUCUACGUGGUACACAUGAUGUUCUUGUCCUGGGGAGGAGACAGUCUCGCCGAUGCGAUGAAGACUGGCACCAUAGGAAAGGAUCCCGAGAGCAUGGCCAUCGCCUCAUUACGCGCCAUGCAUCAAGAAGGAGUGAUCCACAGAGACGUUAUGCUUCCUAACAUGCUAUUCAAUCGGGAGGUUCAAAGGGUCAUGAUGAUCGAUUUUGAGAGGGCAUCGCUUGUCGAGCCACUAAGACCCCCCCUGGGUCAAAUAGUGCCAAAUAGACGCAGCCGAAGGCCUGAGGAGAGAGUAGGCAAGAGUGUGGCGACAUUGUCUCGUAAUUCACGUCGAGCUAGGAGGGGGUUUGAGGAGGAUAUUCUUAAUGCCAGUAUGUUGUUCCUGGAUCCGGCAUCGCUGUACGGUACCGCGAUGGUGGCAUGCAACGGGCCGCGAUGA
Molecule: messenger RNA, 2610 nt
Organism: Ustilaginoidea virens
Lineage: Eukaryota; Fungi; Ascomycota; Sordariomycetes; Hypocreales; Clavicipitaceae
Exons: 5
Coding region: 1-2610 (869 amino acids)
Biological process (GO): protein phosphorylation
Molecular function (GO): protein kinase activity; ATP binding
Source: RefSeq, a predicted model, not a curated record